Rotaria sp. Silwood1 is the source of this 1542-nucleotide messenger RNA. NCBI's taxonomy places the organism in Eukaryota, Metazoa, Rotifera, Eurotatoria, Philodinida, Philodinidae. The record is from the annotation of a GenBank genome assembly.
AUGACAAGUGAUACAAUAUUUAAUAAUCAAGACGAAAUAAAUCGUCAGUCAAAAGCAGGACAUUUUGAUAUUGCACAGUUGGAAGAUGAUGAAGAUCAUCCAAUGAUUUUAUCUCCUUCAAGUUCAACUGAUGAUCAUUCAUCUCCAUCAACAACAACUGAUUACCAUCCAUCUCCACCAACAACAACUAAAGUUGAAACAUUUGAUGAUAAAUCAUUCAGUAAAUUAUAUGAUGAUUGGUUAGAAAUAGAUGCUGAACUACGUUUAUUUGAACCAAAACAUAAAGAAUAUGUUGUAAAAUUAGAUGAAGUUGAAUCGUUAAAAACAAAAUAUCGAAUGGAAUAUGAUAAAUAUAAGAAAAAACUUGAUCAAUUACAAGAAGAUAUAAAAGAAUUGAAAAAGACUUACUCUAAAAAAGAUGAAAUAACAAAAAAGAACGUUUCAAAUUCAAGUCCAACGAAUUUAAAAAAUUCUCAAUCAACUACAAAUCUCGAAAGAAGAAAAUCUUCAUUGUCAAUACCUUUGACAACAACACCACGUCCAUUAACAUCAAUUAAUUCUUCUCCAUCAUUAGAUAAAAUUGUUAAUACAUUAUCUACUCUUGAACGUCUUAAUCUCAUAUCAGAUCAAGUUCAGGCAAAUUCAUUAUAUUUAUCUCGUGUUGCUGAUACAUUACCACGUAAAGAUCCCUAUUUAAAGGUUAUUCUUGGCGGUGUUGAUGUAUCAAUAUUAAAUAAAGCCGAUAAAUGGACAUAUAAACAAGAAUAUGAAAAAUUUAAAUUUAUUGUUACAUGUAUUUCAUUAGUAUCUUCACUUGUCAUUUGGUCAUUAACAUCACGUUAUCGUGCAUUUGAUGCAUUAUUUCAUUUUUUAUUGGUUUGGUAUUAUUGUACGUUGACAAUACGAGAAUCAAUUUUAGUUGUCAAUGGAUCACAUAUUAAUCCUUGGUGGCGAGCUCAUCAUUUUGUAUCAACAGUUGCUACAGCUAUUUUAUUAACAUGGCCAGAGUCUGCAUCUUAUCAUACUUUUCGUACGCAAUUCUUUGUCUUUUCGUUUUACUUAAGUUUUGUUCAAGUUCUUCAGUUUUAUUAUCAACGUGGUUGUCUAUAUCGAUUGCGAGCAUUGGGUGAAACACAUGAUAUGGAAAUAACUAUCGAAGGUUUUCAUCGAUGGAUGUUUCGUGGUCUAUCAUUUUUGGUUCCAUUUCUUCUUGUCGGCUAUUUAUUUCAAUUAUAUAAUGCAUAUACAUUAUGGGAAUUAGCACAUGUAUCAAGUACACAUGAAUGGCAAGUAAUGGUAUUAGCAAUAAUAUUUUUUCUGCUUUUUUUGGGCAAUAUAUUAACAACAUUAAGUGUUUUACGUGAAAAAUUACGUGAAAAACCUCCACCAACAUUAUUAAAAGAAAAAUAUCAAAGUUUAAAAACAUUUUUAUCAACAAAUUAUCAUCGACGAACACGAUCAAUUCAUCAAUAUGGACAUCGAGAGGACAGACAACGACUAAAUAAAGACAAUAACACUAAAAUAACAUCGAAGGAAGACUAA